This is a messenger RNA of Drosophila persimilis, 2474 nucleotides long. RefSeq names its product cell division cycle 7-related protein kinase. The record is from RefSeq and is a predicted model, not a curated record. Lineage: Eukaryota; Metazoa; Arthropoda; Insecta; Diptera; Drosophilidae. The transcript has a single exon. Gene Ontology annotation, biological process: mitotic DNA damage checkpoint signaling; protein phosphorylation. Gene Ontology annotation, molecular function: protein serine/threonine kinase activity; ATP binding. Gene Ontology annotation, cellular component: nucleus. Bases 236 to 2380 code for a protein of 714 amino acids.
AAUUAAAACACACGAAACCCCAAGUACUCCCGAAAUUAUUCUGUCUUCAACGCGGACCAACGCGCGAGGUUCGACCAAAGGAUCCAAGGCCCCAAUAAGAAAUACCCAAAUUGGAGGUUGCAGAUUCUGGAGGUGCUGCGAUCGAACCCCCAGAAGAACAGCUUGUAGAAUAGUAGAGCAAAAUUUGUGUCUGUCCCGUCCGGAAGCCGUGUGGUCCUGUAAAUGGGUUGUGCAGAUGUUUACCAAAUUAAUGAUUGAUCAAAUGGACAGAAAGGUCCAGCAGCAGCAGCAGCAUCAGCAGCGCCAGCUGCAGCACACAAAGGCGCAGUUCCCGGCAUGGAAGGAAACGCCAUCCGCCAUGGUGGCCACGGGGAAGAGUGGUUCGCUGACGAAAGCCUCCGCAGCCACGACCUCGACAUCGGGCGCGAAGAGUAAGCUGAGGAAGAAGUGCGUGCGACCCUGCCCCAAUCCCAAUCCCAAUCAGAGUCCCAAGGAGGAGGCCAAGCGCAUCGGGGAAUCGGACGACCUGCCCGAUGCCAAUACGGGCCGGAUGAACCGGUACUACGGCGGCAAGAGCCCGACGGGGGCCGGGGCCGGGGCCGGGCCCGACCUCACCCUCGUGUCGCACAAUCUGGAGGACAAGGUGUCGAAGAUUGCGCGCAGGAACGCGCUCAAGGAGCUGGCCGCCAUGCAGACGCGGCACGAGCAGUCGACGGACAAGAACGAGGACGCCCUGCGGGAGCUGCAGAAGAGCAUACCGGAGAUCAGCAAGAUCUUCGACGUGCACUGCCGCAUCGGCAGCGGCACCUUCAGCAGCGUCCUGCUGGGCACCCUGCAGCGGGAGCGCUGCCUCGGCGAGACCAGUCGCCGGCGGUUCGCCAUCAAGCACCACAACCCCACCAACCAUCCGGAGCGCAUCCUGCGCGAGCUGGAGUGCAUGUUCCGCAUCGGGGGCGUCGACAACUGCAUCGGCAUCAACUGCGUGGUGCGCUACAACGACAACGUGGCCUUUGUGAUGCCCUACAUGAACCACGACCGCUUCCACGACAUCUACCGCAGCAUGGGCCUGCAGGAGGUGCGCAACUACAUGCGCAACCUGCUGAUCGCCCUGCGGCACGUGCACAAGUUCAGCGUGAUCCACCGGGACGUGAAGCCGAGCAACAUCCUGUACAACCGGCGCACCGGCAAGUUCCUGCUCUGCGACUUUGGGCUGGCCCAGAAGAUCGACGCCGACGGCAGCAUUGUGCAGGCCAACGAACUGAGCAACGCCGCCACGCUGGCGCUCAUGCGGGACAUGGAGGCGGCCCGCAAUCUGAUGAUGCAGGACGGGAACAGUGCCCAGGACGAGGUGCAGGAGUAUCUCGCCUGCAAGCACGAGCAGGAGGUCUCGCUGCGCCGCGUCCGAGCCCUGGGCGGUGGUGUCGGCGUCGAUUAUUCGCUGAUCAAUCAGAGUCCCUUUGACGUUCAGGUCGCCGCCUUGGCCAAGAAGGACGUGGCCGCCCAGCGGGCGGACACCCAGCGGCUGAUCAAUCGCCUGCGCUUCGUCAAUCCGAACGCAGAUCCCAACCACUACGUGUCGCCGACGAACACCAACAAGAAGGAGGUGCAUGCCUCAAGGGCGGGCACUCCGGGCUAUCGGCCGCCCGAGGUCCUGCUGCGGUGUCCUGUGCAGACCACGGCCGUGGAUGUCUGGGCGGCGGGGGUCAUCAUGCUGGCCACCCUCUCCUCGCUGCAUCCGUUCUUCAGGGCGCCCAACGACUGUGCCGCCCUCUCGGAGAUCAUCAACGUCUUCGGCGACAUUGAGGUGCGCAAGACCGCCUUCAUGAUGGACCGCCUGGUGCUGCUCACCCAGAAGAUGACCGCCCUGGAUCUGCGACGUCUGUGCAUGCGUUUCCGCCUGGCGGACCACUUCCUCUCGCCGGCGGUGCAGCGUCGCCAUCGCCGCGCCGAUGGCACUGUGGAGUCGUGCAAGAGCUGCGAGCAGGCCACCUACAACUGCAUCUGUCGCCACAGCAGCCACAAGAUCGAGACGUACGAAGGUCUGGACAUCUAUCCGGCCCAUGCCUACGACCUGAUGUCCCGCCUGCUGGAACUGAAUCCCCAGAAGCGCAUCUCCGCCGACGAGGCGCUCAAGCAUCCCUUCUUCAACGACCAGCAUCGCAUCGUGUCGGGCAUCUCGCUGCAACAGCAGCACCAGCAGCGUCUGCUGCAGCAACAACAACAACAGCAACAGCAGCCGGGACCAUUUCGUGUGAGGGAGACCCUGCCAUCGGCGGCUGCCCGCACCCUCAAGCCGUACAUCUGUCAAACGCUGGGCGGCAUCCAAACCAAAGUGGAGGUCCUUGCCAAAUCGGGAGCCGCUCCUGAUGCUCCUGCCUAAAGAAAAGACCAUUCGAUUCCAACAACACAACACGAAUCAACAUGAAAAUGUUCUCCAAAAUUUUCAUCGCAAAUAUAUAGUAUUUUUCAUAUUA